Molecule: messenger RNA, 411 nt
Organism: Fusarium verticillioides 7600
Lineage: Eukaryota; Fungi; Ascomycota; Sordariomycetes; Hypocreales; Nectriaceae
Exons: 2
Coding region: 1-411 (136 amino acids)
Source: RefSeq, a predicted model, not a curated record
AUGGCCAACCAAACAUGUCCAUGCACCGUUUGCAAUACCUGCACGAAUGUCGUUAUUGCCCGUGGCAAGUUAAUGAAUCAGCCCACAUUGCCAACACAAGAAAUACAGUCACAGCACAUACUGGAUGUUUCGCUGCUCCCACUGGGAGUGAACGACAACACCCGGCUUCCCAUUUCACUGUGUCACUGGCAUCUCGCAGACUCUACAGCCGGACAUAUGCUCGCUUCAAGCGCCAUACAAGCCUACAAUGUCACAAGACACAUCCAUCACACAGAUACAGCAUAUUACACAACUCAAGCACUCAUCAUAUUCAGAUCAUCAUGUCUCAGAACCGCUCAGCCGCCAGCACGCCUUGCAGCACUGCUUCACCUGGAGAACCAACAGCAGUUGUUGACCAUUCUAAUUCCGUGA